Messenger RNA from Hemicordylus capensis (graceful crag lizard), 4451 nucleotides. It is a transcript of the gene NTPCR, whose product is annotated as nucleoside-triphosphatase, cancer-related. The record is from RefSeq and is a predicted model, not a curated record. The transcript has 5 exons. NCBI's taxonomy places the organism in Eukaryota, Metazoa, Chordata, Lepidosauria, Squamata, Cordylidae. Gene Ontology annotation, molecular function: ATP hydrolysis activity. The coding region runs from base 544 to 1116 and encodes 190 amino acids.
AGCUCUGUAGCUGUCCCUGGCAGGGAGGAGGAGGAGGAGGAGGAGGGAGAGGAUCGUCUGACUGCAGGGGUGGUUCGAGAGAGGCUUCGUUUCCCAGGAUGCACACACAUCUGUUCUGCCCUGCCUAGUUGUCACCUCUGGUCAGACAGAUGUUUUGUUUUGUUAAACAAUGCAAAGUUUCCCCCCAGAGCGAACUGUGGGCUGAGUGGUGAUUCCUACCAGGAGAGGCUUCUCUCUCUGUUUCAAACCGCCUUCCACUCUCUGGGGAAACUACCGUGUGUGUCUCCGGAAGGAAGGAAGGAGAGAGAGAGACACCGAGGAGCGGGAAGACGGAGGCCACUACCUUAAGCCUCAGUCUCAGCAGCGGUGCUGGAAGCAGCCGCAGGGCAAACGCAGAGGCUGCAGGCAGGCACACGGCCGCCUUUUCUUCCGGCCCCCGCCCUCUGGAGCUGCCCUCUGAAAAGGGCUCCCUCUAAGGCCGGCGCCGCCUGCCUCCCGCCUCCCCCAGUCCGCAAACGGGCUCGUCGUAAUCCGGCUCUCGCCAUGUCCAAGCACGUUUUCCUUACGGGACCACCAGGAAUUGGAAAAACAACCUUGAUCCAGAAGGCUACUGAAGUUUUAAAAUCAUCUGGUGUUCCUAUUGAUGGGUUUUACACAGAGGAAGUGAGAGACCGUGGCCGGAGAACAGGAUUUGAUGUUGUCACACUGAGUGGAAGAAGAGGAAUUUUGUCUAGGAUUGGCUCUACUGACUCAGUGGCAAGGCGUGAAUACCGUGUUGGCCAAUAUGUAGUAGACCUAGCUUCGUUUGAACAGUUGGUUCUUCCUUUAUUGAGCAAUGCUGAUCUUGGCAGCAGUGCAGUGAAAAGGGUCUGCGUAAUUGAUGAGAUUGGUAAAAUGGAGCUCUUCAGCACGUCAUUUAUUCAAGCUGUCCGUCAGAUUUUGAGUGGUUCAGGAACUGUGAUCCUUGGAACAAUCCCAGUGGCUAAAGGAAAGCCCUUGGGUCUUGUGGAAGAGAUCAGAAGUAAGAAGGAGGUGAAGGUCUUCAAUAUUACAAAGGAGAACAGAGACGGCACUUUGCAAGAUGUUGUGACAGCUGUGCAGAACUGCCUAAAAUGAGAAUUUUUGUUCUAUGUACUACCUCAUGUGCGCUUUACAAUCCAACUUAGCCUCUUCUGAUAUCUUUGGGGCUUUAUUGGCUUUGAAUAUGCAGACCUGAGCUCUGCUGUUUCACAUUUGUUACCUGGCUGCUUUUUAGAUCAGAUUUGUUCCAUUUACAGCUAAAAUAAGAAAAUUCUCUAGUACCAGAUGAUUAAUGUUAGAGCUUGAAAAUCAAGGUUUUAAUUCAUCAUACACAUGAGAAUCCACACUCUGAGUUGAACUUUAGGUUAACCUUGGCUCAAGUGAGCAAUGAAUGAAUAGAUUACCAUUCAGCAGAUUGCUGUAUUCUAACAUUGCACUACAGAAGGAGAAGCUUCUGUGGUCUAAGAGUUUUCCCAAAGAAAUAGGACCCCUUUGCUCCCCCUGUACUUCAACAACACAAGCUCUGUGCAAAUGUAUAGUAAGUCUAUUCCUGAGUUGCAUAUAGACUGGUUUUCAGCUUGAUCAGGGAUAUCAGUUAUGAAUUGACAGAUUACCUCCAAAGGUAAGUACAGUGGAGGAAGGGAUUGGGUUCAACAAAGAUUUUAUAUAUAUAUUUCCAGUUUUGUUUUCAAGAUGGCAUUCAAAAGAAACAACUAACUUUAUUUUCCUCAUGUAAUAAUUAACAAAGAUUCUGCCUGGUUGUGUUGGUUAAGGUUUUUAAAGGCCUCCUUUUGGGUGGGGGUGGAGCUUGUUUGCUUUCUUAUUUAUUUCUGAAUUUCUGGCAGAUAUUUCUUAGAAGUAUGUUCCCAUUGUAACUCAGUUCUCUAUGUAACACUGCAAAUCAAACCAUUUGUUGUGUCCAUUGUUGCUUAACAAUUUUUUUUUGUUUCUUUCUGCAAUCAUUUAUACCAUUUUCAGUUAACGAAACUAUAAAUUUCUGUGACCCAGCUUGAGUCCUAUAAGGCUUGGGAAUGGUGUUCAGGAAAAGUGUUUACCACUUAAUCAGUUUUGCAUGUCAUGAAAGCUAAAUUCCCAGCCAGGUGCACAUUUGUUUUCAUAUGCUAUAAAAUGUUCCUUGGCUCUAACAGAAUUGUAAAGGAAUGCAGCCUCUCUCUCUCUCUCUCUCUCUCCCCCCCCCGCCCCCCGCCUCUUCUGGUGUGUGAAGUGUAACAAAUGUUAAAUUAAAACAUUCCUUGGUUAAAGGAAUGUGGCAACUCCUAGUGUUUUCAAAGACAUUUCUUUGGACACAAGGUUAUCAUUAGUCUACAGCAGCAAAAGUCCACUGGUUGCAUUUUUUUCCAAAAGGGUUAGGGUGUUAACAGGUUUUUACCUUCAUUGCAGGUGCUCAGGACUCUGUGCACUGGACAGGAGUUUCUUGUCCCAUAUGCUUAAAAGAAAGGCUUUAUAUAAGUGCAGAAAGCCACUAGGUUUUUGCAUUAAUAUGGCCUCGUGUGAUACAUACGAUAGGUACAGAGAACACUUGGAUACCUUAAAUGUGUUUAAUUGUUCAGGUCUAGAUGAAUUCCUUCUUUGGGUUCUGAAGGAACUGAUAACAAUUUAUAGAUGCUAUCUCAAAACCACUUUCUGAAAUCCAUUCCUGACAAAGUGUGUGCAUAAGGAGGGACGGUGGGGAUGUGCUGGAAGCUUUUGUGCCGCUCACCCAUUCCCCAGUGCAUAUCCAGGAGGAGCUAGGAAACUACAGACCUGUCAGAUUGAUUUCAAGAUUCUAGAACAGAUUAAUAGGCAGUCUGUGAGCAUUUCAAAAAUAAUAUGGUGAUUAGUAGGUGCCAGAAUGGGUUUGUCCAGAACAAGACAUGCAAGACUAAUCUCAUCUCCUAUUUUGACAGAGUUCCUAGUUCAGUAGAGCAUCAGAAUUAUGUGAACAUAGUGUAUCUUGAUUUCAGCAAAGCCUUUGACAGAAUCUCCCACAAUGUCCUUGUUGACAAGUGGUAAAAAUGUGGGCUAGGUCAUACUGCUCUUAGGUGGAUUCUCCGCUGGCUGAACAACCCUAUCGAAGAAGUACAAAUUCAUGGUUUCACAUCAUCCUGAAGGGGGUAUUGAGUGGAGUGCCAUGGGGCUGUGUCUUGAGCCCUGUGCUGUGGCAACGUUUUCAUGAAGGACAGAGGAGGGAGUAGAGGGGGUGCUUGUCAAAGCAGACUUGUUCUCUAUUGCUCUAGAAAGCAGGACUAGAACCAAUGGGUUGAAAUGAAAAGAAGCAGGUUAAGACUAGUCUUUAGGAAGAUUUUUCUGCGUGAGCUGUUUUGACAGCGGAACAGUAUGUCUUGUGCAGCAGUGUGUUCUCCUGGAGGUUCUCAAGCAGAGGCUGGAUGGUCAGAAUGCUGUAGCCGUUUUCUACAGUGAGCAAGGUGUUGGACUAGAAGACCUCCAAGGUCCAUUCCAGUUUCAUGAUUCUAUUUUCCUACUUGCCCAUUCUUAUUAUAACUGAGGUUUGCAAGAAACUGACUGCUCUGUUUUGUACAUUGUUUUCAGAAUAUGUCUUUGCCAUCAUAUUUGACAUCAAGAAGGAAUUUCCCCCAUCAGACUGGGAAGGGGAUUGCCUUUGUUGCUGCAAAUCACUUGGCUCACUGAGACAUAUUUUUGACUGUAGGCUCUGUAAGCUCCAUUUUGCAGUGCAGUUGUUCCAUGCAACAUACCAAUGGUAUUUAAAAACAUCAUCAUCCCACUAGCACAACAUAUAGUCAUGUUGUGACUAUAUUCAAACAUAUAGUCAUGAAGUGAGAUACUGGAUUAUUCAGAUGAGCCUAAUAUUUUGUGGCCAGUCUUAAUAAGCUGGUUUCUCACUUCCUUAUUGUUUUGUGAGUCCUUGGGUUGAUGAUGAUAAAUUAUCCGGUGUCUACAUCUGGAAAGAUUCAAGAGCACCAUGAUACAAAAAACACUGUCCUGUAGGAAGUAUUCAGUGAGACUGGUAUUCAUUGCACAUGAUGCAUCCGCAGAGCUCUUGAUUACCGUUUUGGUGCACCUGUGAAUGUUAAUUGGUAUAACAGGAAGAGAGUAAUUUGUGCCUGGACUUCUCUGCAAGCCUAAGAAUCAAAAGUCAUUCGGCACAGAGAUUUGAACGAGAUAAACAAGGGUUCCAUUAUUCAACUUGUGUUGGUUUGUUUUUAAUUGCACUUUACUUUCUAAUGUUUAAACUUCUGUUUGGGGAGUUCUUGAGGUAGAAAGAUAAAGUUCUUUCAGAACUUAAAUAACUUUAUCUCUCUCUCCCCCCCCCCCAUUUCAAGAACUCCCCAAAUGCUUAGGGAGUUCUUCUUAGGAACGUAAGCUGAGAAACAACUACUGCAACUAAUAUCUAAUCUUCAAGUAUUAUAAGAAUGUAUUGAAAUAGAGUAAUUAAACACAACUUUCUUCAA